UAGGAAAACAAAAAUCAUCUCAUUAAGGAGAAAGACAGCGCCAGCGAUUAAAAAGGAAAACGAGCUCCUCAAAAAUUAGCAAAAAUCCUUCACCAAUUUUCUGUUAUUACGCGUUUCAUACGAGUAUGUUAAUUUAAUUAUUCAAUGUUACCAAAAUCAUCAUCAUUUUCCCUGUUUAAAUAACCCUUUCAAUCUUGCUCUUCCCUCUCAUUCAAAAAUAAAAUUAAAAAUAUACAUAUUAAUAAUAAACCAUCUUUGAAUGAUCAACGUUUUAAAUUUCUUCUUCUUCUUCUUCUAGUUUUGGAAUUCCAAAUUUUAUGCUCUGCCCUUCAAAAGAACAUACCUUGAAAUAGUUCUACGUACCUUUUUUUUUGUUAGGGAAAAGGGUUUAUUUUUUUACUUUUGUUUGUGAUUUUGUAUGUUCUUUUUUUCCCUUCUCCCUUGAAGGGAGGCAAUUCCAUCUUACAAAUUUAUCUUUUUCAUCUUCUUAAUAAAUUAAUUAAUUGAUUUUUUUGUUACUUUUGUGGGUUUUUUGGAAAAUAAUAAAAUCAUAAUUGAUGAUUAUGAGGUGUUUUUCAUGCAUAAAUACACCCAGAAAGAGGCUUACUUAUGAAGAUCAAAGACUCUUUGAUCCUGAUUCCCCCUCUUAUUUAUACACUCCAGAUGGGAAGGAAAAAUCACCUUUUGGACCUGCAGAACAAGAUAGGAAUAAUCAGAAUGGGGUUGACAUUCUGAAUUCAGCUCAGAGCUUUACUUUCCAGGAACUUGCAGUGGCGACUAGGAACUUUAAAGAGAGUAAUUUGAUCGGAGAAGGUGGUUUUGGGAAGGUUUAUAAGGGCCGUCUAGAUAAUGGACAGAUAGUUGCUACUAAAAAGCUUAAUUUGGAGGACAGCCUUCAAGGAAAUCAAGAGUUCAUAGUUGAAGUUUUGAUGUUAAGUUUGCUGCAUCAUACCAACCUAGUUACUCUGAUUGGCUAUUGUGCUGAAGGAGAUCAAAGACUGUUGGUUUACGAGUACAUGCCCAAGGGAAGCUUGGCCGACCAUCUUUUUGAAUGUGAGAGUGACAAGUAUGUCCUGGAAUGGAACACACGGGUAAAAGUUGCUGCAGGUGCUGCAAGGGGACUACAAUAUCUACAUUGUGUAGCCAAGCCACCUGUAAUCUAUCGCGAUCUGAAAUCAGCCAACAUUUUGUUAGACAACGAGUUCAACCCAAAACUCUCAGAUUUUGGAUUAGCAAAACUAGGUCCCGUUGAUGAUAAUAGUCAUGUGUCAACAAGGGUCAUGGGAACAUAUGGAUAUUGUGCUCCAGAGUAUGCUAUGACUGGAAAACUCACUGUAAAAUCUGACAUUUUUAGUUUUGGUGUAGUCUUACUGGAAAUUGUCACAGGAAAGAAGGCCUUUGAUGUUUCAAAGGGGCAAGGCCAUCAGAGUCUAGCUGUUUGGUCUCGGCCCUAUUUGAAAGAUCGGAGAAAAUACACAGAGUUGGUGGAUUCACGACUAAGGGGAAAGUUCCCUACACGCUCUGCUCGUCAUCUGAUUGCUGUUACCUCCAUGUGUUUGAACGAUGAACCACACCGUAGGCCGUCUAUAAACGACAUUGUAGUGGCUCUGGAUUACCUAGCAAAUGAAUGUGUGUCACCUCAAACAGCAUCUUCAACUGCUAAAAGUACCCCUACACGUUUUAGUCCCUUAACGCCAGAACAUAAGGUUAAUCCUCGGUCUCCAUUGAAGCUCUUCCAGAAGGACAAUUCUCCAAAGAAAAUCCACAGAUAGAAAAGGAGAAAUAUAGCUACUCAAUUUUAAUGAGAUAAAUCAUUCUCGAUCAUUGCAUUUGUAUGUUCAGUUCUACUCUCAAAUGCUUAGUUCCAAGGACAAAGAGGAGGAGAACAAGUGACACACAUGAAAUGGAGAGAUGACAUUCAGCAGAUUUUUUUAUUAUUAUUUUUAAGAUGGAAAAGAAUAUAUUUAUCUCUACAUGCUUGCCUUAAAGUUCUUUUAAAUAGCCAUCUUUUAAGGGAUGGAGGGAAUAAAUGGUUAGUGGACCGUAAGUAAAAGAGGUGAUUAUUAAUGAGUAAAGUGUGUGCAAUGGUAUUAGUAAAUCGUGUUAAUAGAAAAUCUAGUACGUUUUUGUUCACAAACAUAAUGGGAAGUGCUAUUAUUGUAAACGUUGUCACAUGAGAAAUACUGCAUAGUUUGUAAUUGUAUGCACAAAAUAUUGUAAACCAGAUGCAAUUAUUGAACACUAAAGUUAGCUAA
Molecule: messenger RNA, 2255 nt
Organism: Spinacia oleracea (spinach)
Lineage: Eukaryota; Viridiplantae; Streptophyta; Magnoliopsida; Caryophyllales; Amaranthaceae
Product: probable serine/threonine-protein kinase PBL21
Exons: 6
Coding region: 558-1772 (404 amino acids)
Biological process (GO): protein phosphorylation
Molecular function (GO): protein kinase activity; ATP binding
Source: RefSeq, a predicted model, not a curated record